This is a messenger RNA of Talaromyces stipitatus ATCC 10500, 483 nucleotides long. RefSeq lists its product as uncharacterized. The record is from RefSeq and is a predicted model, not a curated record. Lineage: Eukaryota; Fungi; Ascomycota; Eurotiomycetes; Eurotiales; Trichocomaceae. The coding region runs from base 1 to 483 and encodes 160 amino acids. Gene Ontology annotation, molecular function: zinc ion binding; nucleic acid binding. The transcript has 2 exons.
AUGAAAUUCCAGGAUUUCCUAACUGAAUUCACUCAUGAAGCUCAAGAAUCCAAGACCGACAUUCAAUCUUGGAAGGAAGACCUUUACAGCAAGCUGAGCUUUGAGCUGCAGCUUACAAAGACAGCAAAUCGCCUUGAAGCAAUUUCUACUGUUGAGAGCAAAGUACGCUGUCGCAGUAUGAAUAUGAAUUCAAGUGCUAGUUCCAACGCCAGUAAAUCUAUUCGCUUAACCCCUGCUCCCUCUGCUGCUGGUAGCAGUUUGUCGAACAAGGAUGGUAAGAAAGGUGAAUGGGUGGAUGACGCAGCUUAUGCUCUACUUAUAAAAGAGGGCAAAUGCUUCAAAUGUCGCCAAACUGGUCACAUUGGUCGAGAUUGUCUUAAUAAUGAUAAGCUAGCUGUAAAGAAGAGUUCGGACCUCAAGAAGCUGGAAAAGGUAGAUGAAGCGAGCUCAGCUAACUCUAAUUCGGAAUCGGAAAACGAGUAA